Heterostelium album PN500 is the source of this 1536-nucleotide messenger RNA. RefSeq names its product 26S proteasome regulatory subunit S3 (gene psmD3). Bases 1 to 1536 code for a protein of 511 amino acids. Gene Ontology annotation, molecular function: enzyme regulator activity; protein binding. The record is from RefSeq and is a predicted model, not a curated record. Gene Ontology annotation, cellular component: proteasome regulatory particle, lid subcomplex; proteasome complex. Gene Ontology annotation, biological process: regulation of protein catabolic process; ubiquitin-dependent protein catabolic process. NCBI's taxonomy places the organism in Eukaryota, Evosea, Eumycetozoa, Acytosteliales, Acytosteliaceae. The transcript is spliced from 4 exons.
AUGUCAAGCAAUAUGAAAGAAGUAGAGAUGACAGAUGAUAUUCCAACUUCAGCCGCCGAUCUGAAGGGAGACAAAGAGAAUGCAGUCAGAGAGACCGCAGCACUCACACUGGCCGACAUCAAGAAGAACUGUCAGUUGAUAGAGCGUGGCGUCGACGCCAAAGAGAACAGAUACAUCACACGUGUCUUGCGUCAGACUACCACUCUGCGUAAGCGUGUCAACUCGAAGCUGUUGGCUGCCGCCAUCUCACAGACACUGCCCGACGGCAACAAGAAAGCGUUGCUCUUGAAGCUACUCAAGGAGCAAGACGUUGGAAGCACUGUCACUGUCACCAACAACGAGAUGGACAUCGAUUCCACCGCCAACGCUACCGCUGCCACCGCUGCCACCAUAACAUCAGUAACUCUCGAAGUCGAAGCAUAUCUCCACCUUCUCGUUCUCAUUCACUUGAUCGACACAAAACACAACGUGGAAGCAACCAUCUGCUCGACUGCACUUGUCGAGAGCAUCCAAAACAACAACAGAAUCACACUAUACCCACUCUCCUCAAAAGUAUUCUUCUACUACAGUUUAUCCUAUCAACUUGUUAAUAAUAUCGAACAAAUUAGACCAUUCUUGUUGAAUGCACUUAGAACUGCUACAUUGAGACACAAUGAAGAGGGACAGGCAACCUUGUUGAAUUUGUUGUUGAGAAACUAUUUAGAGUACAACUUGAUCGAUCAAGCUCAUAAGCUUGUCAGUAAUACAGUGUUCCCAGAGCAAGCAAGCAGUAAUCAAUAUGCUCGUUAUCUCUAUUACCUCGGUCGUAUCAAGGCAAUUCAACUCGAGUACGGUGAAGCCUACAACUUUUUAAAUCAAGCUAUUCGUAAAGCACCUCAAAAUUCUGCAAUCGGAUUUAAGAGAUCUGUAAAUAAAUUACUUUGUAUUGUUCAAUUGUUGAUGGGAGAGAUUCCAGAGAGAAAUAUCUUUAGUCAAAAGAUCUUAAAGGGUGCAAUGAAGCCGUACUAUCAUCUAACUCAAUCGGUUAGAGUCGGUGAUCUCGAUUCAUUCCAUGCUGUCAUUGAACAAUAUUCAUCUCUCUUCAAAUCUGAUCAUACUUUUACUUUAAUCCAAAGACUUAGAACCAAUGUAAUUAAAGCAGGAUUAAAGAAGAUUUGUUCGGCAUACUCUAGAAUAUCAUUCCAAGAUAUCUGUAAGAAGCUAAAGUUUGAUGGUACUCCAGAGGAUAUGAUGUUCAUCGUUGCCAAGUCGAUCAAGGACGGUGUCAUCGAAGCAUCGGUCAACCAGGCAGAGGGAUACCUCCAGAGCAACGAGAAUAUCGAUGCCUACUCCACUCAAGAGCCAAUGGCUGCAUUCUCACAGCGUAUCGAUGUUUGCUUGAAGAUUCACAACGACGCUCUCAAGGCUAUGCGUUUCCAUCCAGACCUCAGCCGAGCCGAGACCGAAAAGAUUGCCGAGGUCGCCAAAACCAUCAAGCAAGAACUAGAGAGACAAGCUGAAGAGAGCUCAGAGAAUGGUGAUGAAUCUGAUUUCUAA